Molecule: messenger RNA, 1682 nt
Organism: Zea mays
Lineage: Eukaryota; Viridiplantae; Streptophyta; Magnoliopsida; Poales; Poaceae
Product: putative serpin-Z12
Exons: 4
Coding region: 1-1482 (493 amino acids)
Molecular function (GO): serine-type endopeptidase inhibitor activity
Source: RefSeq, a predicted model, not a curated record
AUGUCAUCAUGGCAUCAAGACGACCACGCCGCUCCGACUCACGACGGCGAGGAUGGCCAUUCCUCCCAGCCGUUUCCGGUUCCAAGCGUGACGGCAGCCAUUGCGAACUACCUUGCGUCCCAACCGACCCAGCACAUCUCCCAGCCGCAGCCAUCUCCUCCUCGCUGGCACAACUACACGCCGCUGCAGCAACGGCCGUCGCACCGUCCGCACCGCGCCGCACCGGCCGCCCCCUUGCUGUGGGCGUUCAGUACGCUUCUGUCGCCUCCCCGUAGCCUUUCACCCUGGACCGCUGGGCCGGUCGUCCCAGGAGGCGAGAUCCCUGACGGCUCGCCCGCCGGUGGGGGCAGGGCGGGAGACGCGAACGGCUGCCUGCGCUUGGCGAGGCGCGUCGGGCGCAAGGCAGCCGGCGAGGGACGCAACUUCAUGCUCUCGCCGCUGUCUUUCCACGCGGCGCUCGCGCUGGUGGCUUCGGGCGCGAACGGCGAGACGCAGGCGGAGCUGCUGCGUUUCCUAGGCUCGGCGUCGCUAGACGAGCUGCAGCACGCCGCGGCGACGAGGCUGGUCGCCGCGCUGCGCGGCAUCCCGCAGACGUCCUUCGCGUGCGGCGUCUGGGUGGACCGGCGGUGCGCGCUCAGGGAGGAGUUCGCGGACGUCGCCGGUGCCGUCUACGCCGCCGUCGCAGAGUCCGUGGACUUCGUGUCACAGGCCGAGGAGGCGAGGCAGCGCAUCAACGACUUCGUGAAGGACGCGACGAAAGGGCUCAUCGGCGCCGUCCUUCCUCAAGGCUCCGUCGGCCCGUCCACGGUGGCCGUGCUUGCCAACGGUCUCCACUUCAAGGGGACAUGGGCUCAGCCGUUCGACCCGUCACGGACCUUCGACGCGCCGUUCCAUCUCCCCGGCGGGGGCACCGUGCGCGCGCCGUUCAUGACGACGACGAGGACGUAUGCGUAUGAGCAGCACUACGUCGCAGUGUUCUCCGGUUUCAGGGCUCUAAAGCUGCCCUACAGAACCGACGCGUCGGCAAUGGAGGACGCCGCGUACUUCUACAUGCUUCUACUCCUCCCAGACGACGACAGGGCCGUCUCGGCGCCGGGGUUCAUCAGGAGGCACACGCCGGCGUGCAAGGUUCCGGCAGGGCGGCUCAUGGUCCCCAAGUUCAAGUUCGCGUACGAGUUCGAGGCGAGCGAGGAGAUGCGAAGGCUGGGUGUCGCCAGGGCUUUUGAAGGCGGCGACUUCUCCGGCAUGUUCGCCGGCGGAGGCGGGGAUUCCGUCAAUGGAGUGUACCAUAAGGCUACCGUCGAGGUGGACGAGGAGGGCACCGUAGCUGCCGCUGCCACUGCCGUGUCCAUUUGCCUCAGCGCGAGCGCCAUCCUGCCGGUGGAUUUCGUGGCGGACCGGCCCUUCUUGUUCGCCGUCGUGGAGGAGAGGAGCGGCGCCGUGCUCUUCUUUGGCCAUGUGGUGAAUCCACUAGCGGAGUGAUCCACCCACCUGCGACUUCUAUUUUACCAUUUGCGUCCGUAAUCGCAUUUCUAAAUGCUUGUUCAUAGAGGAAAGCCGAGAUGUAGAUCGGUAGACAGUAGUCUCUAAUUAUUCGUAUCGUUUUCCAAACCUAUCUCUUAUUUUAGUGAUGUGUGAAUGAAAUGAAAUAAUGGAUUCUUAAAAAAUCGUAAUUGCUGUAC